CGUCCAGGCCGCGCUCAUCACGAUGGACGUGCCCCUCGUCUGCGACUACGGCUCGGGCUUCAGCAAGGUGGGCUUUGCGGGCAUGGAAACCCCCCUGGCCGUGUUCCCCACCCUCCUCGGGAAACUUCGACACGACAAUCCGCUGGUGGGGAUGGGCGAGGAGGACUGGUUCCUCGGAGACGAGGCUCAGCAUAAGCGAGGGGAACUUAGCCUACAAUAUCCCAUCUCCCGGGCAACCGUCACGAACUGGGCCAACAUGGAGAAGAUCUGGCAUCACUCCUUCUACGAGGUGCUCCGCGUCGCCCCGGAACAGCAUCCUCUCAUGGUGACGGAGCCGCCUUUAAACACAAUGUCCAACAAAGAGAAGAUGUCACAGAUCCUGUUUGAGACCUUCAACGUGCCCGCCCUGUACUUAGCCAACCUGGGAGUCCUUUCUCUAUACGCCUCCGGCCAGACCUCCGGAACAGCCAUGGAGUCUGGAGAAGGAAUGACGUACUUUGUGCCCAUCAUUGAUGGCUGUCCUUUGCAUCAGUCAACCAUCCAGAUGGGCAUGGCAGGCCAAGACCUAACCUCGUAUCUCCUGCAACUACUGACAGACAGUGGGCACUCGUUGGUGAGCACAGGCGACCGGGAGUACGUCCGGAGCAUAAAAGAACAAUACUGCUAUGUGGCUUUGGACUUUGACAAGGAAAAAGCAAAAACGGACUCGCCUUCCUACGCCCAGAAAGUUCAGCUGCCCGACGGCCAGGAGGUCACCCUCGGGCAGGAGAAGUUCUUCUGCCCCGAAGUGCUUUUCCGGGCGGACCUCAUGGGGAGAAACGACCUGGGCAUCCAUAUGAAGGCCUUCCAGAGCAUCAGCUCCUGCAGCCCCGCCCUCUGGAAGAUUCUCUUCGGCCACAUUGUCUUGUCUGGAGGUACCGGCUCCUGUUCCGGCCUGCGGUUCCGGAUGCAGAGAGAAAUAUCCACCCUGGUUUCCCCUACAAUUAACGUGAAGGUAUCCACCUGCCCCAACUCCACGUAUGGCGCCUGGGUGGGGGGUUCCAUCCUGUGCUCGCUUUCCACCUUCAAGGACAUGUGGGUCACCAGCCAGGAGUAUAAGGACAUCGGUUCCUCUGUCAUCGGCAGGAGAAGCUUCUGAUUUGUGGCUUUGUGGAUGCCAUCUUCUGGCCCACCAAUGCCAACUCCACCUUGGCCGGGCUGAUCAGUGCUGAGAACCAGCUCGAACGUGAGGGUGGCCAGUCCUCCCCGGACUUCCAUCAACCUGGUCAAUAAAGGACAGACAGUCUGGGCAAGGCUGGCAACAUCUUGGGAUAACGCUCACGGGCAGUCGCUUUGUUGAUGCAAGGUGACGAAGGGGAGGGGAUUUCUGCCGACCCCCGUGGAUUGGUCAGCAUGGCUGAAUGUGUGGCAGCAAGGGACAUCCCCCGGGCUCAGUGCCAUAAACAAAAGUCUGUUUCCCACUCAUGCUGCAUGUCCGUUGAAGGCCAGCGGGGCUCUUUCCUAGAUUGUCUUCACGGCAGAAUCUGACCCACAGAGCAGACCCCGUCUGGAACAUUGUCAUUUACUGGGGGUGAGCACAAGAGUGCCCGGUGGGCCUUUCACUGGCAAUGAAACACUCCAGCCGGACAGGGACACAGGGCACAUCUGCCCACAGUUAAUUGUCUGGAGCAAGUCACACAGCCCCCAAGCACCACAGGGGCUGGGAAGUGCCAUCCUUCUGCAGACGUGACACCCCAAAUGGGAAGGAUGAAGCACGUGCUCUGGUUCAGGAGGGCACUGUUGGGGCGGCAAGGGGUUGGUGUCCUUCUGGUGGCUUUAAUCCUCAUGCCCGGCUGUGAGAUUGGUUUAUUAAGGCUGAUUUCAUGAUGCAGGAACUGAAGCUAACAGAGGCUAAUUAACUUGGUGAAGGUCAUUACACAAUGACUAGGAGUUCAAAUCUGUGGAUAAACCUUGUAGGGGUACAGAGGGUGAGCAUUACAGGGGAGAAGGAACCACAGACAGUGCAGAAGCAUUUCCCCCACUGAAGACACGUUUUCCAUGUGGACAGAGCCCUGGGAGAGUCCCACACACAGACGCUGCCUGAUGACACUUCCGAGCAUGGAAGGCGAUGAAUAAAUUCUAGAGGCAGUGAGAGAAAACAGCAGCAAACAAAGAAUCCGGUGAAGAAAUGGGCAAAAGACAUGAACAGACACUUUUCCAAAGAAGACAACCAGAUGCCCAGCAGACACAUGAAAAGAUGCUCCACAUCACUCAUCAUCAGGGAAAGACAAAUCAAAACCACACUGAGAUACCACCUCACACCUCUCAGAAUGGCUCACAUUGACAACUCAGGCAACAACAGAUGUUGGCGAGGAUGCCGAGAGAGAGGAUCUCUUUUGCACUGCUGGUGGAAAUGCAAACUGGUGCAGCCACUCUGGAGAACGGUAUGGAAGUUCCUCAAAAAAAUUAAAAAUAGAACUACCCUCUGACCCGGCAAUUGCAUUACUAGGUACUUAUCCAAGGGAUACAGGUGUGCUGUCUCGAAGGGACACAUGCACCCCAAUGUUUACAGCAGCACUAUCGACAAUAGCCAAAGUACAGAAAGAGCCCAAAUGGUCAUCGAUGGAUGAAUGGAUAAAGAAGAUGUAGUGUGUACACACACACACACACACACACACACACACACACACAGGAAUACUACUCAGCGAUGAAAAAGAAUGAAAUCUUGCCAUUUGUGACAACAUGGAUGGAACUAGAGGGUAUGAUGCUAAGUGAAAUUAGUCAGAGGAAGACAGAUCUCUUAUGAUUUCACUCAUGUGGAAUUUGAGAAACAAAACAGUCGAACAUAAGGGAAGGGAAGCAAAAAUAAGACAAAGGCAGAGAGGGAGGCAAACCACGAGAGACUCUUAAAUACAGAGAACACACUGAGGGAUGCUGGUGGGGCUUUGGGUGGGGGGAUGGGCUAAGUGAGUGACGGGCACUGAGGA
This is a messenger RNA of Neofelis nebulosa (Clouded leopard), 2966 nucleotides long. RefSeq lists its product as uncharacterized. Lineage: Eukaryota; Metazoa; Chordata; Mammalia; Carnivora; Felidae. The transcript is spliced from 8 exons. Bases 23 to 1138 code for a protein of 371 amino acids. The record is from RefSeq and is a predicted model, not a curated record.